AUAGCCCAUAGCCCAAUAGCCAAGCCAGGGUGGGGGGUUUGUCUUCUCCGCGUGUUGCUGUUGCUGCUGCUGGUGCUGUCUCUGUCUCUGAACGUUAACGUUCGAAGCCGGUGGAAGGCUACUCCACCUUCAGGGCCACGAAAAGCAAUUUGCUGUAAUCACAAACCACCUUCAUUUCUAUUGGUUGCUUCUCCUCACUCCACUCCUCUUCAGUACGCAACGCAUACGCAGGCAGGCAGGCAGGUCGCUGAUUCCUUGCACUUGUUUUUGCUCUGAUCUCUUCGAUUCUACUAUUUUAUUUUGCGGCGUGUGUUGUGAGAAGGAUCAACAUAUCAGUAUACCCACAUAGCGGAAUCAAGAUCAUUGUCGUCGAUACAUAUGAUUUUUUGCGGUUUACAUUACGGUGAUAGCCUCGACGUCAAAACAUGGCUAAUAUUCAGGAUAUUGCUACAUCAGCUUUUAUCAAUACCCUAUCUGCUUUAGCAUUUCUUCUAGGCUUCGCCUUCUUGCGACUCCAACCAAUUAAUGAUAGAGUUUACUUUUCCAAAUGGUACAGAAAGGGUAUACGAGCAGAACCUAAACGUUCUGCUUCUGUCAAGAAAUUUGUGAAUUUAGAUUUCAGGGCAUAUUUAAAGUUUUGGACUUGGAUGCCUGAAGCACUGAGAAUGCCAGAACCUGAACUGAUAGAUCACGCAGGGCUGGACUCUGUUGCUUAUAUUCGAAUUUAUCUUCUUGGGUUGAAGAUCUUUGUCCCUAUAGCUAUACUUUCUUUUGCUAUAUUGUUUCCUGUUAAUUGGUUUGGGGAGACACUGAAGAACAUCAAAGAUUUGACAUAUAGUAAUAUUGACAAGCUUUCUAUAGCCAAUGUUCCUUCAGGAUCCAAAAGGCUUUGGGCACAUGUGAUAAUGGCAUAUGUUGUCUCAUUAUGGACUUUUUAUGUCCUUUACAAAGAAUACCAGAUCAUAUCUACCAAGAGGCUUCAAUUCUUAGCUGGUGCAAAGCGUCGUCCAGAUCAAUUCUCUGUUCUUGUGAGAAAUAUUCCUCCUGAUCCUGAUGAAUCAGUAAGCGAGCACGUGGAGCAUUUCUUUUGUGUAAACCAUCCUGAUUAUUAUCUCAUGCAUCAGGUUCUAUAUGAUGCAAACAAUCUUGCAGGGUUGGUGGAGGAUAAGAAGAGUUUAAAGAAUUGGCUUACUUACUAUGAAACACGAUUUGAGAGAAAUCCCAAAAAGAGACCGAGAACACGGACAUGUUUGUUGGGCCUUUUUGGGAAGUCUGUGGAUGCCAUUGAUUACUACAAAACAGAGAUUGAGAAGGUAAUAAAAAAGGAAGCUGCAGAAAGGGAAAAGGUCAUUAAUGAUCCCAAAGCCAUACUCCCUGCAGCCUUUGUCUCCUUCAAGUCUCGAUGGGGAGCAGCUGUUUGUGCUCAAACUCAACAAGCACACAAUCCAACUUUGUGGUUGACUGAAUGGGCUCCUGAACCACGUGAUGUUUUCUGGAACAACCUUGCAAUACCUUAUGUUAGCCUCUCCGUCAGAAGACUGAUAAUUGCUGUUGCUAUGUUCUUUUUCACAUUCUUUUUCAUGAUCCCUAUAGCAUUGGUGCAAUCCUUGGCAAGCAUUGAUGGCAUCCAAAAGGUUCUUCCGUUCCUUAAAUCACUUAUUCAAAGGCCGCGUGCCAAGUCUUUUAUCCAGGGUUUUCUUCCUGGACUCAUACUGAAGAUAUUUAUGGCACUUGUUCCACAAAUUCUCAUGGCAAUGUCCAAAAUCGAAGGUCACAUAUCUAUAUCAUCUCUGGAGAGGAGGACUGCAGGAAAGUAUCAUCUAUUUGUACUUGUUAAUGUCUUCCUUGGAAGUAUUGUUGCAGGAGCAGCAUUCCAGCAGCUUCGAACGUUUAUCAAUCAGUCAGCAUCAGAGAUUCCAAAAACAGUGGGUGUUGCCAUGCCAAUGAAAGCCACAUUCUUUAUUACUUAUAUCAUGGUUGAUGGGUGGGCCGGUGUUGCUGCAGAGGUCAUCAGAUUGGUUCCGUUGGUCAUUUUCCAUCUGAAAAAUACAUUCUUGGUGAAGACAGAACUGGACAGGGAGGAAGCAACUGAUCCAGGCUCUCUUGCUUUUUACAUAACUGAACCUCGCACACAGCUCUACUUCUUGCUGGGGCUUGUCUACUCAGUGGUCACUCCUAUAAUCUUGCCUUUCAUCAUCGUCUUCUUUGCCUUUGCCUAUGUAAUUUAUCGGCAUCAGAUCAUCAAUGUGUAUGAUCAGAAAUAUGAGAGUGCAGGCAAGUUUUGGCCGGACGUGCACCGGCGCGUGGUUACAGGCCUGGUGAUAUCACAGUUUCUGCUGUUGGGACUUCUGAACACGAAAGAUGUUCCGCAAGCAACCCCAAUAUUGCUGGUACUACCUGUUUUGAGCAUGUGGUUUUAUCAUUUGUGCAAGGGGAGGUUCGAGUCCAUAUUCAUGAAGUUCCCUCUGCAGUCUGUAAAACAAACAGGAUGCAAUGAUGAAAGACACGAUAGAGAAGGCGACAGAGGGCAACUUCAACCUGAAGGGGUACCUGAAAGAUGCCUACGUGCACCCGGUGUUCAAAGAUGCAACAACAGAAGGGUGGCAUCCCAGGGGAGUAGGGAUGGGAGAUGGUGGUGGUGGUGGUGGUGAUGACGUGGAGAGUCUGGUGGCCACAACCCGGGCAGGUAGUAGUCGUAGUCAUCGUAGUAAAAUGGGGUCAGAGGAACAGUUCUCCCCGGUUUAGGAGAAGAAGAAGAAGGCAGAGUGGGUUGGAUUGAUUUGUUUUUUGAUUACGAUUGGUUGGACAAUGGAUGGAUGGACAUUCAUUAAAUUAGGACUCAAGUAGGAGGAGGAGUGAGGUGAGGUGAGGUGAGGUGAGGUGUGUGGGCUGCUCUGCUCUGUUGGUUCAAUUCAUUCUUUGUUGUUGUUGUUGUUCAGAGAGGGAUUGCGUCUGAAUGAUCACAUAUAUAUGUAUCCAUUCAUUUCCAUCACACAGGUCAAGCAGCAGCAGCAGGGAAAGGUAGGGAGUGCGAGUGACCGUGAUCUUUGUGCGUGCGUGUGUGAAAUAGGUCUCUGUCUAAGUGGGGCAAACAAGCAAUUGUACUAAUACUUAUUUAUUGUUAUCAUAGAUGAUCCAUCUCCUCCUGUA
This is a messenger RNA of Andrographis paniculata, 3150 nucleotides long. Its product is annotated as CSC1-like protein At4g02900. Lineage: Eukaryota; Viridiplantae; Streptophyta; Magnoliopsida; Lamiales; Acanthaceae. Bases 426 to 2651 code for a protein of 741 amino acids. The record is from RefSeq and is a predicted model, not a curated record. Gene Ontology annotation, cellular component: plasma membrane. Gene Ontology annotation, molecular function: calcium-activated cation channel activity. The transcript is spliced from 14 exons.